AUGCCGUUGGUUGUUGACUUGAGCUCAACCUCGGCGGUUCGCCUUGUGGCGACGGACGAUCAGAACAUCGGCUGCGCCUACCUGUCCAAUCAAUACAUUCCGAUUUUUAAACUCGACACCGGAGCCAUCGUGCGCCGUUUCGAAGUGCCUACUCAUAUCGCCGGAUUGCACUUCAAUCCGAACAAGAAACGUUCGUGUUAUCGAUUUUUCCGGCGGCGGCAAUCAUACGUGUUGUUCAGAUACCUUGUAUGCGGUGGACAGCUCGUUCGGUUUGCACGUCUUCGACACGCGCUCCGACAAAAAGAAUAAGUAUCGUCUGAAUCCGGACGUGGAGAACCACACAGUCGUCUGCUCUGCCGUGUCGUCGAAGAACGUCGUCGCCGUGUCGAGCAUCGAGUUUGGCGCCGGCAUCUCGGACGUUCGUGGCUCGCACCGUCGCGAGAGAUACGCGCAGUGCAUCUCGCUCUUCGACAUCAGAAAUGCCACCGAGCCAAUGACCACGUACAAGGUAGCAACACUCAUUCAGCCCAAAUAGUUCAACACCAAUUGUUUUAGAAGCAUCUGACUUCCGAGGUGGUCAGCAUGGAGUUCUACAAGAACGGCGGCGAUUUGCUCACCGGCGACAGAAACGGCGGACUGCGCGUCUACGACUGUGACCUGCGCGACGAGGAUAACGCGCUUCGUUGGACUCGAUACGUGAAGGGACCGAUCACCAAGGUCGGAGUAAUAAACAAGCGCAUUGUGUACAGCAUCAGCGAUCACUCCGAAGCUACCGUUUUCGUUGACAGCAAAGGACAGCUCGAAGUGCUCUACGGAACCGUCAACGAGCAAGCCGACCAGCCGUUUACAAGAACUUCCAGGUGAGUCUCUAGGGUAGCCAAUCAGACGAUUGGGCGGAGUCUCGUCAACAGAAGCAGCUUCCUAUCUGUGGCUUCAGCUAAGAGGACGCCUUUUGUGAAGUGAAUACAAAAAACGAAACAAAUGCGUUUUCAGAGCCUUCUAUAAGAAGCCGGAAUGGUGCAUCGGCCUGAUCAAAGGAGUCAACGAUGAGAUACCGCUGGUCGCUGUGCACGGAGUUGAGAAAAAGAAAUUUGUUAGUACCUUAUCUUCAUUGCAAACUUUAUUCUUUGUUUUCAGCUCUCAUUGACCGCAAUGAACCAGACAGGAAACCGCUGGGAAAAGCCAUUGCUCAGUUACGAGGGACACACUGGAGACGUCACCUGCAUGACUGUCACUCCCGAAGUGCUUUUGACCGGUGGAACCGACGGAAAGAUCCUGAUUCAGAUCUCCAAUUUCAAGUGAGUUUGGGUUGAAUGAAAUUGAAAGAUCUCGCCAGAAAAUUAAAAUUGAGUCGAGGUCUCACUCUGCCGUCGGGCUAGAAACACGAAAAGUGACGGUCAUUAUAUAGUCUAAUUGCAGAAACAGCAAGUUUGGCGAUGAUGGUAUCGAUCACCACCGUCUGACUCUCAAUCGUGGAAGACUCGCUUCGGAUCACGAUCGCGGACGCACCGACACGUCUUCCUCAGACGCCGCCGCCCCCGCCAACUCGAAUUCGAGCGCCGACGACGAUGACGACGCCGAAGAGGAUGAUAGCGAGUCGGAGGAAAGCUCGGAGGAUUCGGAUGACUCGGAUUACGCAGGGGGACCAAGCUCCAGCAAGAAAAAGAAGGUCAAGAAAGCUAAGAAGGAGUCGAAGAAGGAGUCAAAGAAGGACUUGAAGAAAGAGUCGAAGAAGGCUUCGUCGUCGUCCAAGAAGGAGUCCAAGGAGGCCAAGGAGGGAUCAAAGAAGGCUUCAUCGUCCUCUAAGAAAGAAUCCAAGGAGGAGUCCAAGAAGGCUUCGUCUUCUGGUGCCGGAUCAUCGUCGUCCAGUAAGAAGGAAUCUAAGGACGAGUCGAAAAAGGCCUCGUCGUCCAAUGGCGGAUCUUCGUCUUCUAGUAAGAAGGAAUCCAAGGAGGACUCCAAGAAGGCUUCGUCUUCUGGUGCGGGAUCAUCUUCGUCCAGUAAGAAGGAAUCCAAGGACGAGUCGAAGAAGGCCUCGUCGUCCAAUGGCGGAUCUUCGUCCUCCAGUAAGAAGGAACCCAAGGAGGACUCCAAGAAGGCUUCGUCUUCUGGUGCGGGAUCAUCGUCGUCCAGUAAGAAGGAAUCUAAGGACGAGUCAAAAAAACAGUCGUCUUCUGGUAAACCGUCGUCUUCCGGAGGAUCUGCCUCUCUGUCGUCCUCCUCGAAGAAGGAGCCAAAGAAAGAAUCCUCGUCCGUCUCCAAGGAGGAAAGCUCAUCCUCUGGCACUGAGAAAAAGUUGCAGAAACACCAACACAAGUCGUCGUCUCGUUCGGAGGGAGAAUCGUCCAGCCAAAGUACUUCCAAGAAGCCGUCGUCUGAUCGCAAACACGAGGAGAGCACGGCUGCCGAAGCGGCUGAGCGCGAGAAGCGUCGUGCCGAGAAGGCGCUGGAGACUCCAGAGCAACGCGCUGCUCGCAAGGAGCGUCAGCGUAAGGAGCGUCUGGAGGAGGAGCGUUUGCAUGCCGAGAGAAAGCAGAAGAAGCGCGAGGAGCGCAAGAAGAAGAACGAGGACCGCGAGAAGAAGCGCGAUGGCGAGGGCACCUCGACCUCUUACGAAUCCGAGGCUAAGAAGUCGAAGCUCGAGUAA
Molecule: messenger RNA, 2647 nt
Organism: Caenorhabditis sp. 36 PRJEB53466
Lineage: Eukaryota; Metazoa; Nematoda; Chromadorea; Rhabditida; Rhabditidae
Source: the annotation of a GenBank genome assembly